CCUUAAAGCAUGUUUAUGGUCGCUUCUUUAGAAAUAAGCAUCUGCAGGAAGACAUCUCUGGAGUGAAGGAUGGCUUCCCUUUCAUUGUUAGGCUUCUGGCUUUUCUCUCUUACCCAGGCGACACCUGAACUGCAUUCAACCGAUCAUUUGCGGAUGUUUGCCUUACAAGGAGAUAGUGUUACUUUACCAUGUGGCAUACCUUCUAUUAAAUCCUGCUCCUCCAUCAACUGGCUCAUGGAGGAAAGGUUUGGAUUUGUUUCUGAGGUGGUGAAGGCUGGGAGAGUGAUAGCUCCAAGUGGCCACAGGCACCGCCUCUUAAAGGACUGCUCUCUGGAGAUCACUCACCUGGAUCUCAAUGACACGUGGUUUUACUCUUGUCAAAGUGGAUCUCUCAACUCAAAUGUUUCCCUUCAGCUUCUUGAAAUUUCCGAGAGCAAAAGCUCUAAGGACCUGAUAGAGCUUCACUGUUUCCUCAAUACUUUUAAAGGAAGCAUCUGUAGCAAAAAUGAUGGGACACACAUAAAAUGGAGUGCUGAAGACGACACACCGAUAAAUGGGAGUAGAUUUAGAGUUGAAAACGAGUGCUUCUCUAAACUGUUCAUCACUAAAAAACCGACGGACCAUCACAGAAAAUGGAAAUGCCAUCUAACCCAGAAAGAUGAAGUCAAAGCCACCACCAGUUACACAACAACAGUAGAAGGUGGCAUUGAGGAAGUCUUUGCUGCUGUGGGUGAGUCAGUGUCACUCACUUGCAGCACAACUUCCCUUCUUGGGCCACGAGGCACCCCAGUGUGGGCUAUGUGGGGGAAGCCACUAAAAGAACAAAGCCAAACAAAGGCAUUUAAUGUGAACAAAGACUCAAAGCUGCUCAUCGGUGAGGUGAGUUCUGUGCAUGCCGGAGACUACGAGUGCUCAGAGUCUGCUGGUGAGCGUAGCAUAGUGCUCAAUACAGUCCGACUGCACACCCUCGACGUGAUUGCAGAGCCUGGACCAGGAGAACAAAAUCUCACCUUGACAUGUCUGCUUACCUGUGCUAAACAAUGUGAAAGUGACUUCACCUUGACUUGGUCUGGAAGUGACCAAAAAGGCCGGCAGAGUGAACUGAUGAGUGUCAACAACACCCUGAUAAAGGAGCUACGUGUCCCAGUUCGGUCAACGAGAUCAGACGAACUCACCUGCUCCGUGCACAGAGAGGGGGCCCGGGUAGCAUCGAAGAAGUGGGGCUCUGUUCAUUCUCUGCAGACAAGUGCUUGGGUAGGCCUUCUCAUAAGCCUCCUGGUGUGCGCGGUGGCUGGAGGACUCUGCACUUACAUACAUAAGAGGAAGCACAACAGGGAUGCAGAGACUGAUGAGGCCAGUAUUGGAAUGACUCAUGUUUACGACGUCAUUCAAGAGGUGAAUAAUGAGGAACUACAAGAGCAAGGACCAGUCAAUAGAGAAACCACAGCUUUGUAUGAUUUAUUACAGGCUGUAAACUAGAUUGAACAACAGAGAUUUAUUGUUAUUAUUAUUAAUUAAAGAUUUUUCUUGACAUGAA
This is a messenger RNA of Mugil cephalus (flathead mullet), 1537 nucleotides long. RefSeq lists its product as uncharacterized. The transcript is spliced from 8 exons. Lineage: Eukaryota; Metazoa; Chordata; Actinopteri; Mugiliformes; Mugilidae. Gene Ontology annotation, molecular function: MHC class II protein binding; protein tyrosine kinase binding. Gene Ontology annotation, cellular component: membrane raft; external side of plasma membrane. The coding region runs from base 70 to 1479 and encodes 469 amino acids. Gene Ontology annotation, biological process: T cell activation; interleukin-15-mediated signaling pathway; positive regulation of ERK1 and ERK2 cascade. The record is from RefSeq and is a predicted model, not a curated record.